AUGGACGAGAUCGCGCUGCUGCAACAGCAGCUCGCGGCCGUACAGCAGCAGGAGGCGGCGCUCAAGUUGUCAGACCACAACGUCAUCGACCUGCUGCUCAAGCUGCAACAACUGGGAAAGCUUCAGGUCAUCCACACGCGCACAGGCAAGCAAUUUCUGACGCCUCUUCAGAUUCAGCGGGAGAUCGCCGACUACGUGGCGUUGCAUGGCGGGCGGUUGAGCCUCACGGAACUGGAAAAGCUCAUUGAUGUGGACCGAACUCGCGUGGAGAAGCAAGCAACUGCGCUGUGUCGAGGCAGCAGAAGCAAGGACUCGUACCACCUGGUAAACAACGGCGAGGAGCUGCUCACGAGCUGGUAUCUCGACGGUAUCAUGGAGGACACGGACGUGCUGCUUCAGGAGAGCGGUACCACGUCUAUAGGCGAUCUGGCUCAGCAGUUCGAUUUCGCUGUGGACUACAUGCGCGAUGUGGUGCGCACGAGACUGGGCAGCAUUCUGAAGGCUAGAGAGAGGGACAACGUGCUCUACACCGACUCGUACGUGACAGCGCAGAAGGCGCGCCUUCGAGGAGUGUUCGCAGCUGUCACGCGGCCUGUAUUCGUGCCUGAUGUGCUCAGGAGCUUCAGCUUCGAUGAAGCUGUGGCCAACGAGGCUCUGACGGAGCUGAUACAGUCGAAAGUGCUGAUGGGCACACUGAGAGGCCGCGAGUACGUGCCGUACGUGUUCAUGGCAGCACAGAGAGAGAGUGUGUACUCGUUCUUCCAGCAGAAUGGAUACCUGGAGCAUGCUCGAGCGAAAGAACUUCAAGUUGCCAGACCCUACGACUUUCUGAAGAAACGUUUCCCUGAUGCUGUGCCGCUGCAAGAAAGUGUCGUGAGUCGGGCGCUGCAGCUUCAGCUGGAAGGAGCAGUCGAGGCUGCGGUUAAUGAUAAUUCGUUCGUGGAUGUGCGUUCGCUGCUGCCGAGUGCACUGCCAGCGGGAGAUGUGGGAUUAUUGCUGGGUAUGUCGCCAGCAUUGGAGAAGGCGGGGCAUGUGUCCAAGGCAUUCCAGAUCGCUGACAAUUAUGCUGUCAGCUCCGGGUUCUUUGCUUCUUGCUGGGAGAAAUUUGGUGAAGACGCCACGACUAAAGCUUCCCGUGCGGCGGCACAGCAAAAGACCUGCGCGGUUCAAACUAGUGCUCGUGAGAGUAGACAAGAGGUGGAGGAAGGAGAUGAUUCGGAUGACGAGGAUGCCAGCAGCAAGCGCGGUAAGAAGGGAAAACGCAGUAAGGGCGGCAACAAGCGCGAUCCGGAAGAGUCGGGAGGGCGCAGUGGGAAGUCUGGAAAGGGAAAGAAGGGGAAGCGAGGACCAAAGCAUGGCGGAGACGCUGGUGACGACAAGAGCAGAUCAGUUUCUACCCAGUUUCUUAUCGUACCUUCGCGAGAAGAAACGACUGCGCUUCUUGUGAAAUGGUUUCCUGCUGUUGAGGAUAUCGAGGGUGAUGAUGAGUUUAUGGAUGGAAUGGUUUUGCAUUUGGAACCGAAGAUAAACGAGCUGUAUUCAGCCGCAUUGGCCAAGGCUCUGUCUAGUAUUAUUCGCGGCGAUGCGGCGUCACUGCGCGAACUGCGUAAGGUGUUUGAAGACCGGUUCGAUGAGCAGCUCACCAAGUUGCUCGUGUUGGAGAAAGGUUUCAAUAAACUGUCGAUGCAAGUUGAUGCCAAAGAUCCUGCUGACAUGGAGCAGCUUGCUUUUGUGGAGAAGCACGUGCUUGAUUCGUCUGCUGUGGAACUCGCCGCUCUGGUGACUAGCUUCAUGGCUGAGAGCAACAGUCUAGACCUCGAGGGGGUGCCUCACUUCGAUGAGAACAAGAAGGUGCUCGAGUCGGCCCUUCCACAGUCCACUGCAAGUGCCCUCGUGCGGUUAUGGACGCUUGCUACGGCUGGUCGUUGGUCACUAAGCGAUUUCACGGCCCACGUUCCAGUGUUGGCUGAGGCUCUCAGUAUGCCACUCAGGAAGCUGGACCGCAAAAAGGAGCGCCAAGUUAUCUUCAGCUACCGACAGGCCACACUUGCAGAAUUGGAGGAGAAUGCUACCUUGGCAACCGAGAGCUACCAACACUGUGCUUUGGUCGCAACGUUGAUUCUGCAGCUUUUCUUCCAGCAGACGACGAGUCUUCCAGGCAGCUUUCCACGUGACACAGUAUCGUACGGUGGAAUGGUGGUGAAGGCAUUCAAAGAUUCUAACACUUGGAGUGAACGUCUGGACACUGCGCGCGAAUUAGUUCUCUUGAAAGACCUCAACUCCGUCCAGUGA
Phytophthora infestans T30-4 is the source of this 2292-nucleotide messenger RNA. RefSeq lists its product as uncharacterized. The transcript is spliced from 3 exons. Gene Ontology annotation, cellular component: endoplasmic reticulum membrane. NCBI's taxonomy places the organism in Eukaryota, Oomycota, Peronosporomycetes, Peronosporales, Peronosporaceae. Gene Ontology annotation, biological process: regulation of proteasomal ubiquitin-dependent protein catabolic process; response to endoplasmic reticulum stress; protein K69-linked ufmylation. Bases 1 to 2292 code for a protein of 763 amino acids. The record is from RefSeq and is a predicted model, not a curated record. Gene Ontology annotation, molecular function: UFM1 ligase activity.